Messenger RNA from Acyrthosiphon pisum (pea aphid), 1352 nucleotides. Its product is annotated as DNA repair protein RAD50-like. Gene Ontology annotation, biological process: intraciliary transport. The coding region runs from base 91 to 1167 and encodes 358 amino acids. Gene Ontology annotation, cellular component: axoneme. NCBI's taxonomy places the organism in Eukaryota, Metazoa, Arthropoda, Insecta, Hemiptera, Aphididae. The transcript is spliced from 6 exons. The record is from RefSeq and is a predicted model, not a curated record.
UUACUACCUAUCUUAUUAAGUCUGAUACAUAUUACAUAGGUAAUUGUAAUUGUAUUUUAUUUGGACAUUUUUUUUUUAUCAUAAUAUCUAAUGAAUAAAGAUAAGAAUGAGUCCGUUUUAAAUUCUAAUAAUGGUUCAUAUCCCGAAGAAAUUGUUGGGAAGUACUUAAUGGAAUCGCCUGUAUAUGGUAACAAAAAAUUAAACAGUACUCAGAACCAGCAGCGUAAGAAGAAGAAAGUUUUAAAAACAAUACGUUUACAUAAAUUGUCGGCCUCCAGAAGAAGACAAUGCCCAUCAAAUACAUCAUAUCAAACCACUCAUACUAGCCAUACUGGAACCCAAUCAAACAGAUCAAAUGUUAAUAGCUUACUAAUUAACGAUCAUAUAUUGCGUAUAAAAAAACUGGAAAAUAAACUUACUGAAGCACAUAUGAAAGCGCGUGAACUGAUCGUAGAAAACCGUUUAUUGAAAACAUUUGAGAAGCGGCACGAAAAUGCAUUAUCUAUGUAUGAAGGUAAACAAGCCAAGCUACCACAAGUAAUUAAAUCAUAUGAAGAUGAAAUACGCACAUUAAAAAGCCAAAUGCGUCAUAUUAAAAUUGCAUUUAAAGAAAUGGAAAAUAGAUAUAAGACACAGAACAUCGAAUUAAUAUCCUUAGAAAAACAGUACAAACACAUUUUAGGUUUAUCUCAGAAUAAACAGCUUAUUAAAAAAGAAAAACUAUCUGAUCAAUUAGAAGAAGCACAAAGUACAAUAAAAAAACAAGAUGAUAAAAUUUUGAAUAUUACGAAAAACUUAGAACUUCAAAAUAAAUCUCAUAGGUAUCAUAUAAACGUAGAACAUAUUAAAAUCAAAGAAUUACAAAAUGAAAUCAAACGUUUAGAAGAUGAAAACAAAAAUCUAAGAUCAUAUUUGGAUAAACUUAAAAAUAAAAAUCAUAGUUCAAGACAAAGUUUUACAAAGGGAAUAACUGAAGACUCAAUAAGCAUAAAUGUAUUAAAGCCUACACCAACAAUACGUGAUGGACAAGGUGAUGAAAUAGAUGAAUCUUUUUACAAAACUAAUGUGUCAAUAUCCCUUAAACCAGAAUCAGUCUAUGAAGAUCGUGAAGAAAACGGCAGAUAUUCAACAAAAAAAACUAUCAAAUUAAUACAAUUAAGCAGAUAAAAAAGAAUACAAUAAAACCAUCAAGUACUUUGAUAAAUAAAGAAUCAUACUCAUUGUAACAAUUAUAAAUAUAAAUAUGUCACGUGACACCCAUGUAUAUAAUACGAAAUCUACCUUAUGUACGAUUAACUGUUGACUGAUACAUUAAAAUUAAAACACACACGUAAUUAGUAAAGCAGUUCACU